Messenger RNA from Salmo salar (Atlantic salmon), 1963 nucleotides. Its product is annotated as free fatty acid receptor 2. Gene Ontology annotation, molecular function: G protein-coupled receptor activity. Gene Ontology annotation, cellular component: plasma membrane. The record is from RefSeq and is a predicted model, not a curated record. Gene Ontology annotation, biological process: cellular response to fatty acid; G protein-coupled receptor signaling pathway. NCBI's taxonomy places the organism in Eukaryota, Metazoa, Chordata, Actinopteri, Salmoniformes, Salmonidae.
GAGUCUCCAAGUGUCUGUGACUGAUGAAGUAGGCUAAUCGCCAUGCCGAUCACUCAUCUGUUGCUGUCUGUUUACAUUGCCACCUUCCUGAUCGGGGUACCUGCCAACAUCCUAGCAUUCUGCACCUUUUGCCAAAAGGUGCGCCGCAAACCUGCCCCCAUCGACAUCCUGCUACUCAACCUGACCAUCUCCGACCUCAUCUUUCUCGCUUUCCUGCCCUUCAAGAUAAAGGAGGCUGUUGAUGACAUGAACUGGAACCUCCCCUUCUUCUUGUGUCCAGUCACUGGUUUCCUGUUCUACUCCACCAUCUACAACAGCACCCUCCUCCUGACCGCGGUGAGUGUGGAGCGCUACCUUGGUGUAGCCUUCCCUAUCAGAUACGCCCUGUGUCACAGGCCACGCUAUGCUGUGGUGGCCAGCAUCAUAUGUUGGGUGGUGUCAUCACUGAACCUUAGCGUUGUGUACAUUGUGCCCUGCUCCCAAUGGAUAUAUAGCAAUGGGACCAUUAUAGACGAUCCCCCGACAACGUGCUACCUGAACUUCACCCAAGACCAGCUCAGCAUCCUUCUCCCAGUGCGUCUGGAGCUAUUCCUGGUCCUCUUCUGCGUCCCCUUCCUGGUCUGCACCUUCUGCUAUGUCAACUUCAUCCGUAUCCUGUCUCGGCUGCCCAACAUUGGGCGGCGGCGGCGCCUGCGGGCCAUUGGGCUGGCACUGGGCACCCUGUUGGUGUUUGCCCUCUGCUUUGGGCCCUACAACGUAUCCCACGUGGUGGGGUUCGUCCGGAAAGACAGCGAGAGUUGGAGGGAUGUAGCGUUGCUCUCCAGUACCCUCAACGCCUGCCUGGACCCCAUCAUCUUCUACUUCUCCUCGGUGGCUGUCAGGAGCAUGCUCAGUCACUGCUUCAGGAGCUUCGUGGCUACACUACACAUUUUAAAGUGUGAGAGGGGUCAAGUCUGAUAGGGGUCAGCCUCCAAGACUGAUAAAUACAGAAAAACAUUCCCCCUUGAGUGUUUAUGUUCCAAUUAGUCAUGCAUGGAGAUUUAUGUAUGUUCAGUGCAAUUAUGUGUAUUAUAUGUAUUAGGUAUAUUCUGUUAUGUUAUGUAACUGUUGGCAAAGAUCAUUUAAUUCCUACCUAUGAUAAAUUACGUUCCCUAAAGGUGUGCCACAAUUAUAGUAUAACCAUUACCCACACCUCCACAAACCAUAUUUAUAUUUAAUUUAAAAAAUCAUGAAUAAAUCGAUCACCCGUAUUGUUUAUAUUACAGUACAUGUGCUCUAACCAGUAGGUUACAUCCAAUAAAAAAUAUACUUGUUUUAUGGGGCUUGGAAUAAAUAAAUUAGAACCAGAAGCUAUAAGAGCACAGAGGUGGGUGUGAAAGAUGUCCAAUUUUGAGUUCAUUUUGUGUAACAAGCGUGUAAGGCAGGAUGUGCAAACAUGGGGAGAUUAUACAGCACUGAGUCACAGCGUCUCAUGCUUGUCUUUCCGUUGCUAGGAACUGUAAACAAAUCGACAACCGCUCUCCUUGUGCCGGUCUUGAUAAAUACAGAUAACUGCUCUUUAUAGUGUCCUGUGAACUAGUUAUGUUUGUUAUUAGUUUACAAAUUGUACACUCAGUAACAUUAUAGAUUCAAUGGGAUUGAAUUCAGAGGGAAAUAAAUGAGUGCCUUGUUUGACAAGGCAGAUUGACAAUUAGGGCUGACCCCAUUUAGUCGACUGGUCAGUUGUUUGGUUGAUAGGCUGUUGUUCGACGGAGAUUUUUUUAGUUGAGUGCUCAAACAUUUUUUUUUAUGCCACACGAGACACCCGCCUGUUUCGUGCCUGUCUCAGUGGACUAAUCCAUUGCGGAGGCCGCAGGGAUGGUACAGUCCAUCACUCUAAGACAUAUAUGUGCUACAGUGGAGGCUUGUGGGAGGAGCUAUAGGAGGACAGGCUCAUUGUAGUGGCCAGAAUGGAAAAAAUGGA